Suillus paluster is the source of this 1426-nucleotide messenger RNA. Its product is annotated as copper fist DNA binding domain-containing protein. The record is from RefSeq and is a predicted model, not a curated record. Gene Ontology annotation, molecular function: copper ion binding; RNA polymerase II cis-regulatory region sequence-specific DNA binding; DNA-binding transcription factor activity, RNA polymerase II-specific. Bases 131 to 1255 code for a protein of 374 amino acids. The transcript is spliced from 7 exons. Gene Ontology annotation, cellular component: nucleus. Lineage: Eukaryota; Fungi; Basidiomycota; Agaricomycetes; Boletales; Suillaceae. Gene Ontology annotation, biological process: intracellular iron ion homeostasis; intracellular copper ion homeostasis; positive regulation of transcription by RNA polymerase II.
GCCAGUUUUCGCACUUGAGUAUCUCACACCCAAUAAGAAUAAGUAACCGCUCUGGUACUCAAUACAACGUCCUUUCGUUUGCAAGCACUCUCGACUGUAUGGAAGAGUCGUCCUAGCCGCAUUGGUAAUUAUGGUCCACAUCAAUGACAAGAAGUUUGCCUGCGAGUCCUGUAUCAAAGGACAUCGUUCCUCCUCUUGUCAUCACUCUGAACGGCCGCUGUUCGAAGUAAAGAAGAAAGGGCGCCCAGUAUCGCAGUGUACAACAUGCCGCGAACUGCGUCACUCAAAGCGAUUCCACUCAAAGUGCACCUGUAACCCUAGGGAGGUAGUCGACAAGAUUCCUAUACCAGCAGCUCGCCCAGACAAGAAGCCGAAGCGCUUUAUGCCAGCAUCAACUUCGUCUUCCUUGCGGCCUGCAAAUGCAAGACAGACAGUUGAUUCACUGCUAAACCCUUGCCAUUGCAACUAUGUUUGGCAGUGCCGUUGCCGAUCCGUGCCUCCCACGGGUUCCCCGGCACCUGCGACUGAAUCAUCUCCCAACGGUCUAGCCAUACUCGCCAAAGCAGCUGCUAUGUUCCAUGACGAUAUCGUGUCAUAUCCAACAACCCAAUGCCCUGAGGAAUCUACAGUAUCUUCAAAGUCGUGCUGUAGCAAAGAUGCUCGUCCUACCGAAGUCAACACAAUUAUUCCCUCGACUCGUUUUGAUCUUCCCCCCGUUCAUAUUUACACUCCUGUGUUAACGACAUCCUCGUCUUCAAUGACAGUGCCCGAUUUCCCCGUAAUCCCUCCCUUCAGCGCUUUCAAGUCCAUCGCUGGGUCUGGGUGCACUUGUGGACUUCGGUGCUCUUGUCCAGGCUGCAAGGAGCAUCGUGGGCCUGUUCACGCUUCGAAAGAUUGUGCUGAUGGGUGUACACAUUGCGUCGACCACUCAGCAGGUGUUGAGCUACCAACUCUAGAACAGGGUGCUGGCGGAAACAGCAUGGUUGAUCAAUUCUUCGCUCGGGCUGCAUCCCUUCCCAUUCCUCCAGUCAAUCGUAAAGUCGGGGUUGAGUUUGAUCCAACAGACGUUACAAUCUAUCCUGUUGACCUUUUCACGGAGGAACGAGGCGCGGCAUUCGGACUAGUGACCGUGCCGAAGCUUGAGUGCUGUGGGGGACGGUGUGGUUGUCCAUACGGUGGUUGCGGAUGUGGACAAUCUUGUGACGGUUGUCCUGAUGGCCAACUUAUUCAAGGUCGACCGGAGCCUGUUUGUUGACGCCGGAAGCGGGGAUUCGCCCGCGUGUAUUUUUUGUGUGCAUUGGAUUUUUGGGUGUAUGAUACAAGUUCUAGUCACAUUGAAAUUUUGAUCUCCUGCUUAAUACCAUCAUAGCAGGACCCCGGAUAACACCUAUCGGUGCUUACAACGUCCUGACAAAAUAAACCGAAU